AUGGCCCGCCUGCUGGGCACCCUGCGCAGCUCCCAGCCCGUGGCGCGCUUCCAGCGCUCCUGCGGGCUCUUCCCCGCCGGCGAGGAGGGCGGCGGCAGCGGCGAGCCCGCGGAGGGGCCCCGGGACGGCGGCGCCUGCAAUGGAGCGGGCGCGCUGCGCCGCCCGGCCCGCGCUGCCCCCGGCGGGGUGCGGAGCGGCCGCGGCCCGCAGGGUUGCACACAGAAGUAUAUUGUGAAGAACUACUUCUACUACUACUUGUUCAAGUUUUCAGCUGCUUUGGGUGAAGAGAUUUUUUAUAUCACUUUCCUUCCAUUUACCUACUGGAAUAUAGAUCACUCUGUGUCUAGAAGAAUGAUAAUUGUUUGGUCUAUAGUGAUGUACAUAGGCCAGGUCUCCAAGGACAUCCUGAAGUGGCCUCGGCCCCUGUCACCACCUGUUGUGAAGCUGGAGAUGAGGACGAAUGCAGAGUAUGGGAUGCCAUCCACCCACGCCAUGGCAGCUACAGCCAUCUCCUUCUCCUUUUUCAUUGCAACCAUGAACCAGUACAAGUAUCCAUUCGAGCUCGGCCUCGCAGCAGCGUUCGUGUUCUCGACGUUGGUGUGUCUGAGCAGGCUCUACACAGGGAUGCACACAGUCCUGGAUGUGAUUGGAGGAGCACUGAUUUCGGCCGUGCUGCUCGUGCUCUUGUAUCCUGCGUGGGACACAAUAGAUCACUUGCUGUUGACCAGCCCCUUCUGCCCAUUGUUCUCCAUAGUUGUGCCUCUUGUCUUAUGUUACAACUACCCCAAAUUAGACUAUUACAGCCCUACCAGGGGAGACACCACUACGAUCUUAGGAGCAGCAGCUGGAGCAACUGUGGGAUUUUGGUUAAACAACCAGUACUCUGCUUCAGCCCCCACUGGCACAAGUGUUCAGCCUGGGCUUCCUCUGACCAGCAGUACGAUGGUGUUUGUGCUGGCCAGGUUCUUCACAGGGAUCUUGGUUGUGCUGCUGACCCGCUGGCUGACGAAGAGCGUGGUCCUUGGCGUGCUGGGCUAUCGCUACCAGUUCCCCAUGGGUGACCUGCAAGCCCGGAGACGCCUGGAGGUCGAGGUGCCCUACAAGUUUGUGACGUACUCCUGUGUUGGUCUCACAGCCACCGUGCUCGUGCCGCUGCUGCACCAGCUGCUGGGGCUGAUGUGA
Molecule: messenger RNA, 1182 nt
Organism: Agelaius phoeniceus (red-winged blackbird)
Lineage: Eukaryota; Metazoa; Chordata; Aves; Passeriformes; Icteridae
Gene: SGPP2
Product: sphingosine-1-phosphate phosphatase 2
Biological process (GO): sphingosine metabolic process
Cellular component (GO): endoplasmic reticulum membrane
Molecular function (GO): sphingosine-1-phosphate phosphatase activity
Source: RefSeq, a predicted model, not a curated record